This is a messenger RNA of Saccostrea cuccullata (small rock oyster), 1487 nucleotides long. Its product is annotated as scavenger receptor class F member 1-like. Lineage: Eukaryota; Metazoa; Mollusca; Bivalvia; Ostreida; Ostreidae. The record is from RefSeq and is a predicted model, not a curated record. The transcript has 6 exons. Gene Ontology annotation, molecular function: scavenger receptor activity. The coding region runs from base 511 to 1290 and encodes 259 amino acids.
AAUGUUGUCCGGACUUGCACUAUUUCACCACCUGAAUUCAUUUUGUUAUCAAUAAAAGAUAUUUCACUGUGUUUCAUGAUAAUAUUCAUUGCAUUUUGUUGCCAAAAAGUGUUUCCAUACUUUACCACUUGAAAUCAGAGUGUGUUGAGUGUUUAUUUUCGUUUUCUGGGUGUUACAUAUUUAAACAGGACAAAAGUGUCCGGAAUUGAACGGAUCUCCCCUACCACCGGAUUUUCAAGUAGGUCAAGCUAGGCCUUUUCAACUUUACUACACAGUACCAAAAAUACUCAGGUCACUGCUGGUCCAAUUGAUCUACUCUCUACGAGCAAUGAAAAAAGGAUGUAAUGAAUAUUUUGUUUUUAAAACGAGGUUUCUUGUUUACAACAUGCGUUAUUUUUAGCUUUUAUCUAGUUCUCGUAAAACUGUAGUGUUUGCAAUUAUUUAAUGUGCAUUAGUAAUAUUAUGCCGGAUUGAAGAAGCCACUUUUUUCAAUAUGUAAACCGUGAAGCCAUGGAAAUUCAAUUGUUCAUAUAUGUUGUGAUUUAUUUGAUGGUGUAUAUGACAUACGUUUUGGCUUGCAGUCCAGGAUGGUACGGAGAACACUGUAAAUUGCAGUGUUCAACAAACUGCCUUGGAAACGUCUGUGACGCAACACAGGGUAUAUGCAAUAAUUGUUCUGAUGGGUGGACAGGAAACUACUGCGACCAGUCUUGCGCCCUAGGGACGUAUGGCAGAGAUUGUAAACUAGUCUGUGAAGGGCACUGUAAAGAUGGCUGCAAUCUCGUGACCGGAAAAUGUGACAAAGGUUGUGAACCUGGUUGGUCUACAGAAAACUGCAAUAAAGUGUGUACAAGUGGAACAUAUGGUGAGGAUUGUAAGUUUCAGUGUGGUAUGUGUAGAGAUGCCUUGGCCUGUCAUCACGUGUAUGGCACGUGUGUCAGUGGAUGUGAGCCGGGGUACACAGGCCAGGCGUGUAAAAAUGUUUGUCCCUACGGUCAGUACGGAGAUAAAUGUAGGAAGUCCUGUGGAGCGGACGCUAAGUGUAAUACUGUUACCGGAGAAUGCUGUGGAUCUACUGAGCUAUUAAAGUCAGUGAAGGAGAAGGACGCCAAACUUGACCAUAGGGAUGAUGUUGUGAUCGGGCUGGCCGUCUCCCUGGGGGUGUCUUUCUUGCUUAACUGUAUCCUGUGUAUCGCCUUGUGGAAGCAGAGGAAAAGGAGGCAAAGGGACGAGAAACAUGAUCAGGAUUUGUCUUACUACCGUGGAUCUUCAGAUUAUAGGACAGAAUAACAUUAAAGUCGUACGUACGAGAUAUUAAGUCGUAUGUACGAGAUACUAAGUUGUAUGUACGAGAUAUUACAGCGCUAUGACAAAAGUAUUCGCGAUUUUUCAAAAUGGCGGACGUAAACACGAUGCGCUUCGUAAAAAUAAACAAUAAAUUGUGAAACAAAUAACAGACUUACCUUUUUUAAUACUUGGUGAGGUGG